Molecule: messenger RNA, 2217 nt
Organism: Prunus dulcis (almond)
Lineage: Eukaryota; Viridiplantae; Streptophyta; Magnoliopsida; Rosales; Rosaceae
Product: probable methyltransferase PMT15
Exons: 6
Coding region: 143-2041 (632 amino acids)
Cellular component (GO): trans-Golgi network; endosome; cytoplasm
Molecular function (GO): methyltransferase activity
Source: RefSeq, a predicted model, not a curated record
AAGCCAAAAGAAGUAAAAUCCCCCUAAAAAAAUUAUAGUAUCUACCUUGAAGACCUCAUUUUUCAUCGAACUCUCUCGUCUCCCCCCCUCUCCUAUAUAUAAACAAAACCUUCUCUCUCUCUCUCUCUCUCUCACUAAAACAAUGGCUUCGCCAAGUCCACUUCAGCACUUUUCACUGAAACCCAAGAGAGCCAACCUGUACUACAUGACGUUAGUUGCCGUCCUCUGCACGCUCUGCUACCUCGUCGGAAUUUGGCAGCACUCCACCGGCACCACCGCCAUCACCGCCUCCAUAUCCACCUCCGACUCCUCCUGUCCCCCAAUCCCCAGGAACACAACAAUCCACCUCGACUUCGAGGCCCACCACCGCGCCGAGGACCUCCCCCUACCUCCGGCGGCGGCGCGUGUGGCACACCUGCCCCCCUGCGACGCAAAGCUCAGCGAGUACACGCCGUGCCAGGACGUCACGAGAUCGCUGAAAUUCGACAGGGAGAGGUUGGUUUACAGGGAGAGGCAUUGCCCGGAGAAGGAGGAGCUUCUCAAGUGCCGGAUUCCGGCGCCCCACGGGUAUACGGUGCCGUUUCGGUGGCCGGAGAGCAGAGACUCUGUUUGGUACGCGAAUGUGCCGCACAAGGAGUUGACCGUGGAGAAGAAGAAGCAGAAUUGGGUUCAUUACGAAGGGGACCGGUUUAGAUUCCCUGGUGGCGGGACCAUGUUUCCUCGUGGUGCGGAUGCGUAUAUUGAUGAAAUCGGGAAAUUGAUCAAUCUCAGAGAUGGGUCUGUACGGACCGCCAUUGAUACCGGUUGUGGGGUUGCAAGUUGGGGGGCUUACCUUUUGUCCAGGGACAUCCUACCAAUGUCAUUUGCACCAAGAGACACCCAUGAAGGACAAGUUCAAUUUGCUCUUGAGAGAGGAGUUCCUGCAUUGAUUGGCAUUCUUGCUUCCCAGAGACUCCCUUACCCCUCAAGAGCUUUUGACAUGGCUCAUUGCUCUCGUUGCCUCAUUCCCUGGGGCCAAUAUGAUGGGCUUUACUUAAUCGAAGUUGAUCGAGUUCUGCGUCCCGGUGGAUACUGGAUUCUGUCUGGACCACCAAUUAAUUGGGAGAAGCACUGGAAAGGCUGGGAUAGAACAGCUGAGGACCUUAAAGCUGAACAGACUAUGAUUGAGAAUGUAGCAAAAAGCUUGUGCUGGAAGAAAUUGAAGCAGAAGGAUGAUCUUGCAGUUUGGCAAAAACCCACCAACCAUGUUCAUUGUAAGGUCAAUAGAAAGGUCUUCAAGAAACCAUCCUUCUGCCAAGCUCAAGAUCCAGACAAAGCAUGGUAUACUACAAUGGAGGAUUGUUUGACCCCACUGCCUGGAGUGAACAACAUUAAAGAAAUUGCAGGAGGGGAAUUGGCAAAAUGGCCAGAGAGGCUAACUUCAGUCCCUCCAAGAAUCAGUAGUGGGAGUGUGACAGGAAUUACAGCUGAGAUGUUCAGAGACAAUACAGAGCUGUGGAAGAAAAGAGUGGCAUACUACAAGACCUUGGAUUAUCAGUUGGCAGAGCCCGGGAGGUAUCGGAAUUUACUCGACAUGAACGCUUACUUGGGAGGCUUUGCAGCUGCCCUAGUUCAGGACCCUGUGUGGGUUAUGAACAUUGUCCCUGUUGAGGCUGAGGUUAACACCCUUGGAGUCAUUUACGAACGAGGAUUGAUUGGAACUUAUCAGAAUUGGUGUGAGGCCAUGUCUACUUACCCAAGAACCUAUGACUUCAUCCACUCUGAUUCAGUUUUUAGUCUCUACAAGGACAGAUGUGAACUGGAAGAUAUUCUUUUAGAAAUGGAUAGGAUUUUAAGGCCAGAAGGUAGUAUAAUUUUCCGGGAUGACGUGGAUGUGUUGGUAAAAGUCAAGAGCAUCAUGGAUGCAAUGCAAUAUGAUGCCAGAAUCGUUGACCAUGAAAAUGGCCCCAGACAGAGAGAAAAAAUAUUAUUGGCGGCCAAGCAGUAUUGGACAGCACCAGCUCCUAGCCAAGAUCAAGGAGAAAGCCAAACAGAUUCAUAGACGUAGGGGCUUCUCUUCUUUCUUGAUUCAAAUUGUUCAAUUUUUAUGUCGAUAAUUUGAUAAUGAAAAUGAUUUUUUUGUUUGUUUUGGCUAGCACCCGUGAAUUGCGGUGUGACACUUGAUUGAAUGCUACACAACAAUGAAAAAGAAAUUUUAAUGCAAUAUUUUACAACCAA